AUGUCUUCAACUGAUGCGAUGAGUGGAUUAAAUGGCAGGUCCAAUAGGGUUCACAUGACGCCUGGUCUUAAUGAGGAUCCGGUAUUUGCCUUUCUCGAUUUAUCUUCAAAUUCAGCAUAUAAGCAGCAAAAUACAAACAGAACAACUGGUCUUGGGAUAUCGCAACAAAGUGAUAGAAGAAGUUAUGGUGUGGAUGAAAAUAUAACGCUAGAAGAUUUACUUAGUGAGGAUCCCCUGAAGGACUAUGACGUUGAGACAGAGCAGAAUAAGACUCAAUCUCAGCCCUCUGACACAGAUGACUUGAUGGAACAACUUCUUCAAUUCAACGUCAAUCAAACCAAUGAUUACGAUACCAACCCUACGAGUGUGGCUACACUUUCUAGUAUAAGUCCCUCAUCCAGUGCGGGAACCUUUUUAUCUGCAGAUACCACCAAUACCACUACAAUGACAACGACGGCACAAAAUGCAGGAACAUUGUCCGCAGAGGACCUUUCCAUCAAAAAAUCGUUGUCUCUAAACUCUCUGUCUGCAUUUUCUAGCCCUUCUUUGACUAAACCACCUACUUUUGAUAUUUUCAACCACAACAACAACAACAACAACGAUGAUACCCUACUUAUUAGUCCUCAGUCCACCCCCACUAUUCGUCAGCAGCCUUUCAGUGGACGCCGGAUUUCCUCUUCUUCUUCUGUGUCCAUAAUUAGUGAUGGUGUACCAUUGAGUACUUCUCGACGUUCCUCUGCUGCUACUUCGUCACCUUCAAGACGUCUUUCUAAAAGGAAUAGUAUGGAUAAAUUGGGCCGAAUGACCAGUAUUCGCAAGGAGAAAUCAAACAGAAAGACUCUCACCAAGGCACAAAUGGCUACAUCUGCUGCCGCUGCCGCUGCAAUUUCUUCUAAACGUACUCCAAAGAGACGCUCAAGUAUGCCGUCAAUGAUAACGGCCGCUGCUGCCAGUGCCACUUCGCAGUAUCGUGUUGUCAGUGCAGGAGGACGUCCAAACAACGGUCCUGCUAGUACUGGUUUCCUUUCGUUUGAUGGUGGUAAUAAUUCUUCCAGAACACUAUUAACUUCUAGACCCAUUAGGUCUCCAAUCGCUUCGAGGUAUAACCCUGCCAACGCCACAAAUAUAUCAUUCAUAUUCGAAUCACCUUCGGGGCAUAGGAAAGAAGUGGAGAGGCAGAUUCCAAGAAGAAGUCCUGCAGCGACGAUCCCGCAAUCAUCGUCCACUUACGAAGCUGCACAUGCUGCCAGCAGUGCUAGUCAAGCUCAAUUCGCUCAUGCAGCCCACGUUCAUGCUCAGGCCGCUCAGGCGAAAGCACAAGCAAAUGCCCAAGCGCAGGCGAAGGCAAACGCUAAAGCAAAAGCUGAAGUGCAAGCAAGAGCAAGAGCACAGUUUCAGUCAAGUCUACAUUCGCAGAAACAAACGUACAGCAGAGUAUCCCCUGCUUCUUCCGCUUCUUCAGCUUCUUCAGCCUCUUCUUCCUCUUCUUCAGCCGCUUCUUCAUAUCACACUAGAAAUAAGGCAGUUCAUAAUAAAAAGAAUGCCGAGUUCCAGAACUUAAUUACCAAAUUUCCCAAGGAAGAUGAAGUGCCAUUCAAUCCAAAAACUUAUAAUAACAUCAAACAGGGAUUGAUGGAGUUUCAAUUAGCGAUACCUGAGAAGUAG
Molecule: messenger RNA, 1665 nt
Organism: Brettanomyces nanus
Lineage: Eukaryota; Fungi; Ascomycota; Pichiomycetes; Pichiales; Pichiaceae
Exons: 1
Coding region: 1-1665 (554 amino acids)
Source: RefSeq, a predicted model, not a curated record